AUGUCAUUUGCUACCGACGGUGGCAGGGAACCUGAACCCUCUACCUCCGCCCCUGCUUCCGCCUCCUCCUCCGCCUCCACCUCUACCUCCAUCUCCACCUCCGUUGAAUGGUCACAGCCAUGCCGUAACUUCGAAUUUCCUGAAAUUCUAUUAGCAACAGAAAACUUUGACGAAUCAUUAGUAAUUGGGCGUGGGGGUUUUGGGAAAGUUUACAGAGGUAAAAUUAUCAAUGGAUCAAGUGUUGUCGUUGCUGCAAUUAAACGGUUGGAUUCCAUGUCCAAUCAAGGCGCAGCAGAAUUCUGGGCAGAAGUCCAUAUGCUAUUCAAAUUACGUCACUGUCACCUUGUCUCUUUGAUUGGUUACUGUAAUCAUGGGAAAGAGAUGAUCCUUGUGUACGAAUAUAUGCCUCAUGGAACACUCGAAGAUCAUCUCCACAAACUUUCUACUCCUCUUUCAUGGGUUCAGCGACUCAAGAUCUGCAUAGGUGCAGCUCGUGGGUUGGACUACCUCCACACUGGUACAGGUAUUGGGUUGGGUGUUAUACAUCGCGAUGUCAAGAGCUCAAAUAUAUUGUUACAUGAGACAUGGGCAGCUAAAAUUUCGGAUUUUGGGUUGUCUAGAAUCGGUCCAACUAAUCAGCCAUCCACUUACGUGAACACUCUUGUUAAAGGAACUUUUGGGUAUCUUGAUCCCAACUAUUUUACAACCGGAAGGCUUACCAGGAAGUCUGAUGUGUAUUCUUUUGGGGUUGUAUUGUUGGAGGUUCUGUGUAGGAAGCGUGCAGUGGAUAAAAGUCUUGAUGAGGAGCAAUGGGGUUUAGUGGGAUGGGCUCAAGAGUAUAUCAAGGAGGAAAAACUGAAGCAUAUAGUUGAUUCUGAUAUAAGGGAUCAAAUAUCCACAAAAUGUUUGAAAGAGUUUAUUGGAAUUACAGAGAGAUGUUUGCUCAGUAAUCCAAAGCAGCGACCUAUGAUGACUGAGGUUGUGUUCAGUCUUGAUUGUGCUCUCACCUUACAAGAGAAAACCAAUACUUCUUUACAGGCUGCAGGCAAAACAAUAUUCAGUAGAAUGGUUGAUAUGCUUCCGUUUCCAUCCAGUGGGGAGAACUCUGUGCAUAGUGAUCCAAAGCUAUCAAGUAAUAACAAUGGGGAUAUGUUUUCGGACGUUCCUAAUUCAAGUUUGAAAGUAUUCAAGUUUGCUGAUUUAAAAAAAGCUACAAGCAACUUUCGUGAUGAUUUGGUGUUGGGCCAGGGAGCUUUUGGAAAGGUGUUGUUAGGUUGGAUUGACAAGAAAACAUUUGUUCCUUCAAGAUAUGGUGUUGGGAUUCCCGUUGCUAUUAAAAGGCGCAGUGCAUCAAGCAUUCGCGGAAAUUCUGAAUGGCUAUCAGAGGUACGCUUCUUAGGAUGCUUGGCUCAUUCCAAUAUUAUUAGUCUCUUGGGGUACUGCAAUCAUGAACAAGAAUACUUACUUGUUUAUGAGUACAUGCAAAACCGAAGUUUGGAUCGCUUUUUGUACACAAGUGCACAUGUUAGAGCUCAACCGCUAUCAUGGAAAACACGUCUUAUCAUACUGAUAGGAGUUGCCCGUGGUCUCACUUAUGUUCAUUCGUCAAAAGAUGAAAUCAUACACCGUAAUGUUGAAUGUUCUAGUAUAUUGUUGGAUCAAGCUUUUAAUGCAAAACUAGGAGGUUUUGGGUUGGCAAGAUCUGGCCCUGAAAGCGGGAAAACACAUGUUAGUACACGUGUUGUGGGCAACAGUGGUGUUCUAGCCCCAGAGUAUAUAGCAACCGGACAUCUUAGUGUGAAAUGUGACAUCUACAGUUUUGGAGUAGUGUUGUUAGAAACAUUAACAGGAUUAAAGGCUAACGCCAUCAUGGGUCGUUAUGAGACACAAAAUUUGGCAGAAUGGCAUCAAAAUGUUUUGCAAACAAACCUAAGGAUAGGCCAUCAAGUAAAGAAGCUUUGCUGA
Molecule: messenger RNA, 1965 nt
Organism: Lactuca saligna
Lineage: Eukaryota; Viridiplantae; Streptophyta; Magnoliopsida; Asterales; Asteraceae
Source: the annotation of a GenBank genome assembly